Messenger RNA from Racocetra persica, 143 nucleotides. NCBI's taxonomy places the organism in Eukaryota, Fungi, Glomeromycota, Glomeromycetes, Diversisporales, Gigasporaceae. The record is from the annotation of a GenBank genome assembly.
AAAAUUCACCUGGUAUUCCAUAUUUCACUUCUAAAACUAUACAAAGAAUCAAAAUAUUUCAACAGACUAAUACCCCACCUGCGAUCUUUGUAUCUGAAACUCAACAAGAAGAAUAUGAAGUUAAAUCCAUCCUGGAUCAAAAG